AUGACGAGCUGGUUAACGCCAACCUUUCUUUUCAUCCUCCUCAACAUCAUGAUCGGCACCAUCUUCCUUAUCUCCCGUCUUUCUCCUCCCAAAACGCCACAUCACCAGCAAUUUGGGUAUAACUCAGCCCCACCACUCCAGCGAGCUCCGUCACUCCUCGACCGCGUCAAGUCGAUCAACUUUUCAACGUACAAAUUUCCUUUUUCAAACCAAGACUUCGAUCAUCAUCUCCAACCUGCAGACAGCUUAGCAGCCAAUCCGCUCGAGCGAGCCCCGUCAAUUCUCGAACGAGUCAAGUCCAUCGACUUCUCCUUCUACAAAAAUUCUCCUCAAAAUCCAGAAACGGGCUAUAUUCAGCCAACGGAACACGACUACACUAACCCACAACCCCUCGGCCGAGCACCGUCUCUCUUAGAGCGAGUAAAGUCCAUCGAUUUCACCUCCUUUUACCGAUCGGACUCCGUCAAAUCAAACCAACCAACGGAACCCCUUGUAACUGAAGAAGCGGAUUCGGAUACGGAUAUGAGUCCAGUUCAUGGUCAAGUAAAGAGAAUCCAGUCAGAGUCUAAGAUAAGACAAAGGAAAUUACCAGAAAAUAUGAAGAAAUCAGCAAGUGAGAAUUCGAGGCGCAAGGCGGAAGAAGAAGAAGAAGAAGAAGAAGUGGAGAGAAGACGACCAGCGACUACACGGAUCGAAAAAACGGUAUCGUUGGGAGAUGGUGAUCAGAGUGUGGAUGCAAAAGCUGACGAUUUCAUCUACAACUUUAAAAAGCAACUUAGGUUGCAGAGGUUGGAUUCUCUCUUGCGUUACAGGGAUAUGCUUAAGGGCAAGUAA
This is a messenger RNA of Durio zibethinus, 834 nucleotides long. RefSeq names its product pathogen-associated molecular patterns-induced protein A70-like. Lineage: Eukaryota; Viridiplantae; Streptophyta; Magnoliopsida; Malvales; Malvaceae. The record is from RefSeq and is a predicted model, not a curated record.